UAGAAAUCUCUUUCUUCCCCUAUAUAUGUUACAUAUAAUAUUCUCCUUCUCGUUUAACUCAGUGAGCGUGUGAGUGAGUCAGAAAAAAAAAAAAGAAAGAUAAGGAGAAGCAAGAACAUGGAGAAUAAUAAAGAAACGAAGGCUCAGCCAAAAAGAGGUUUAUGGAAACCAGAGGAAGACUUGAUUUUGAAGAAUUAUAUAGAGACUCAUGGGGAAGGCAACUGGGCAACCGUCUCUAAGAGAUCAGGGUUGAUGAGAGGAGGGAAAAGUUGUAGACUGAGAUGGAAGAAUUACCUUAGACCAAACAUAAAACGUGGCGGCAUGUCUAAGGAGGAAGAAGACCUUAUUAUCCGAAUGCACAAGCUUCUUGGUAACCGAUGGUCUCUAAUUGCUGGGAGACUCCCUGGUCGCACUGACAACGAGGUGAAGAACUAUUGGAAUACCCAUUUGAACAAGAAAAGCAUUUUAGGAAAAAGAAAAGCUGUUGACUCAAACAAGAAACAGAUUGAAAACGAAGACACUGAGACCCUGCAGGAUAGCAAGAAACCAAGCCAAUCACAUAAUUCUCAGCCGAUUUUCAGCACAAGUCCAAAAAGGACAACAGAGGGAUUGGAUUUGGAUGAGAAGAAAGAAGUGAAGGAGCAGAUUAGUGUUAGAGAUACUUCAUGGAUGGAACGUGCGGUUCAGUGCUUCAACAAUGACUAUGACUAUGACAUGGUAGAAACUCCAGUGAUGAUGCAACCCAAUUAUUCAAAUUUUGUGUUUGAUGAAGACCCUUUUCCAUUCUACUUGGAUUCUUUUGUUCAGUUUGAAGCAUUUGGGACAGAUUCCGAUGUGGGAAUCCAAUCAUUCUUGCCUUAGUUACAGCAUAAACGCGGACCACCACCUGGGCAGAGCUCUUAGCUGGCUGGCCUGCUGGGGCUGGGGCCUAAGGGCAA
Durio zibethinus is the source of this 938-nucleotide messenger RNA. RefSeq lists its product as uncharacterized. The record is from RefSeq and is a predicted model, not a curated record. Lineage: Eukaryota; Viridiplantae; Streptophyta; Magnoliopsida; Malvales; Malvaceae.